Molecule: messenger RNA, 456 nt
Organism: Rotaria socialis
Lineage: Eukaryota; Metazoa; Rotifera; Eurotatoria; Philodinida; Philodinidae
Source: the annotation of a GenBank genome assembly
AUGGCACUACAAGAUCUUGCCGAAAUCCGACUUGUAUGCAAAGCAGAUUAUUUUGAUCCAAAAUUAAAAAGGAAACUUCAUGAAAUUCGCGAUAAAUUAAGACAAAUACUUCAUAUCGGUCGAAGAAGAUUUGUUUUAAAAAAAAUUCAACCGUGGAACAGUGUGAAAGUUACAUUUGAUAUGCCGAAAGAAGCAGUUGAUAGACUUCGUUUACUUGCUACAGAAGAUAAUUUGCACCUCGUGGAACUUGGCAUACUCAGUGUAGAAAUUGUUGGACAAACCAAUGUGAUUCUUGUGAAUAAUAAUUCAUCGAUAACGAACAGUAAAACCUCCUCGUCCUUUAGUUCAAAUCUGAUGCAAAAUUUCUCAUUAGAUACAGCAUCUAAUAAAGAAGAUGCUAAACGAGUUAACAUUGACAAUAAUGUUAAUCAACAAAAUCAUUUAUCUUCAAUUUAA